AUGGCCCAGCCGGACUUUGCGUACCGUUCCUCGGCCGCGGUAUCCAAUGACCGAUGGCUACAAUCGCGCAGGUGGGAACAAGAUCUCGAAGAACCCCGUUUUGCGGGAGGGAAUGAAAGGACACGAACAGCUGACAGGCGACCCCAAAGCCCGAUAUACAGUGAUCAAUAUCACAAUGGCAGGUUUGAGACGGGGAGCAACCCGUACCUCCCACAGAGCGUGACUUACACACAUGGAAACUCUUCUUCAUACCACCUCCCAGCCAACCUUUCGCUCGGGAAUGUCAGCCAGGUAGGGCGAGCCGCGGCUGAGUCGCCCUUUGCGCCAGCGACAGCCUUCAAUCCGCGUAUGACCCAACCGCCAAGCCAGUACUCGAGCCCGGCGCCACCAUCUCAGGUCUCAUACAAGGGCAUGAAUGGUAUGAACGGCAUGAACGGCAUGAACGGCAUGAACGGCAUGAACGGUAUGAACUCCCAGCCUUGGGAUCACCAGAGGCAGUAUCAGGGCGCCCCUCCUCAGCAUCAGCCCCCACCACAGGGGCCAUAUCAAGGGAGGUACUCGCCAUCGGGCUCCAUGGAUGAUCUCAUGACGUCUCCCAACAUGUCCGACUACUCCCUGGAGAACUCGGCCAUCGGAAUGUCCCAGCCAGGGAACAAGAACAAGAUGAACGGAAAGCCACGAUCGCAGCGACGUCCGUCGAACCGGGAUGAGUUUGAUGGGCCGCACCAGUUUCUGAAGAGACCUCCGCCAGAGUACAUUGCGAUGUCCGAACGAGACCUCCCAACUCUCCCGACCCAUCUCCUUGUCCAAGAGCAGGAUAGUGUCCUGACUCAGGUCAACGACCGGCUCUCGCAGUGCGCUUAUGACUUUGUUGCCAAGUACCAGUUUCCGAUCCCACUUACACAGGACAUGCGACCCGUCGAGCGCCCGCAGGACCGUGAAUGGACCGAGUGGGUGUACCUGCUGAAAAGGCUGGCAACGAAAAGGCGGAUCCCCGCCCGGGUGCUAUACAACGGCCAGAUCAAGCAGUUUGUGACGAUUUUGGAGAACUCGUUGGAGAUGCGACAUGCGGCAAAGCACCAGUCUCGACCGCUGAAAGACGACCGGAAUAUUUUGCAGCUCAUCUCGGCGGGCAUCCAGGUGGCCAAGAUCCUCAAGGAUGCCCAGGCCAUGGACUAUUUGGACAGGCUAUAUGUAUCAACGGAACAGCAGAUUCAGGAGCGAGCUGCUGCCGCGGCCGCGGGGAGGUUCCGUUGA
This is a messenger RNA of Podospora anserina S mat+, 1257 nucleotides long. RefSeq lists its product as uncharacterized. Bases 1 to 1257 code for a protein of 418 amino acids. The record is from RefSeq and is a predicted model, not a curated record. NCBI's taxonomy places the organism in Eukaryota, Fungi, Ascomycota, Sordariomycetes, Sordariales, Podosporaceae. The transcript has 2 exons.